Tetrahymena thermophila SB210 is the source of this 492-nucleotide messenger RNA. RefSeq lists its product as hypothetical. Lineage: Eukaryota; Ciliophora; Oligohymenophorea; Hymenostomatida; Tetrahymenidae. The transcript has a single exon. The record is from RefSeq and is a predicted model, not a curated record.
AUGAAUUUAGGCAAAGGAAUUUCUGAUAGUUCUCAUUUAAAAAAAAUUGAAAUGCUAUUUAGUAAGGAUUACUUUGAAGGAGGUUCACAAGAAGUAUGCACAGCAUUAUCAAAAUGCAAAGCCAAAUAAAUUACUUUAGAAUUUAAUGAUACAUAUAAUGAAGAAGACAAUAAUUUUAAUUUAAUUGGAUAAGAACUAUCAAAAAAUUAAUACAUUCAAGAUCUGAGUCUAGAAUUCUAGAGUUAUAAGAUAGAUAGUGAAGUUACGCAAUCUUUUUGUCAAGAACUUCUAAAAUUUAACCUUUUUUCAUUGGGACUCUGGUUUUAUUAUAAUAACUUAACUGAAGAAAAUAUGAUGAUAAUAUGUAUGGAAAUACAAAAAAUAAAGUCUUUAAAUACUCUGAAAUUUAAAUAUGAAGAAAAAGAGAGACUUCAAAUAAACUUUAAUUAAUUUCUAAAAAGGAAAUUUAAGAGACUGGUUAACUUUAAUUGA